Molecule: messenger RNA, 1856 nt
Organism: Danio rerio (zebrafish)
Lineage: Eukaryota; Metazoa; Chordata; Actinopteri; Cypriniformes; Danionidae
Source: RefSeq, a predicted model, not a curated record
UUCCAAAACUGCAUACAUCCCCAACAGAUUCUUUUAGACCUGUAGAUUAUGAGGUGGAUCAAAUGUGUUGAUCCAGCACGUCACAGAUUCUUACUUGAAUUAAGAUUCGGAGAACUUUAAAGAGAGGACAAAAUAUUUACCUCUUCAUCUUCAAACCUAUAGCUAAACAGCAACUUGCCCAAGGGCACCUCAGUUGUGGGUACUGCAACUGGAAGGGAGUGAUGUUACAAGUCCAGCUCAUUAAAAAUUAGACCCCCUGCCAUUUUAUGAUGUCCAAUGGCUCAUCAUUAGCACUCUUAUGAUUACAAUGUUUAGCUAUGGAGAAAAAUGCAGUGAGAUUUAUCUCAUAACAUUAUUUUUUUUUUCACUUGUAGCACAGUAUACAAUAUGUUGGCUCAAACCGAACAGGAUGGCCUUUGAUGCCAUUGUGCUUAAGAAAUUUUUGGGCACUUGUUUUGACAGGUACGAUGACCCAGUCACUUUGCCUUAACAAUUUGACCCUGUCAACAUGUACAUUACAUGAGAACUGAUCAACUUUGAUUCACUUCAUUAUCACCAGUCAUAUGACUGUACUUGCACUCUCAAAAGAAUACAUAGGAAAUAUUUGAAAGCACCAGGGGCAUCAAUCUUUUUUUUAUUGUAGAAUUAAUAUUUUACAAUGUAUAUUUAUUUCUAUGAUUUAAUGUGUGCUAUUAUUUAGAAAUAGCACAAAAUACAUGUAGAUUCUAUGGUAAAGUGCACGCAGUAAAUAACCACCUCAGGACAGGAUAUAUUUUGCAAUACAGUGUCAUCAUGAGAAUAUGACUAACAGUUAAAUGGGGAAAAGAUUUCAAAUGAAGACUGUAACAGAAUUUGACGUCAGUCUAAAAUUUGUCUUGCAGUGCACUUAUUCAUCUAGAAUAAUGCGGGGUUUUCUUCUGUUUGUGUUUUAUCUCAUGUACCAUCAGGCAGCGGUGACUCAAGCCCAGCAUCCUCACCAUCAAGUGGUGAAGCUCUACAUGAGCACCCUUUGCAAGCCUCGUGAAACACUGGUUAAAGUUGAAGACGAGUUCUCUGAGGUGAUGCUGGGUCAUGUUGUGCCCUCGUGUGUCCCUUUACAGCGCUGUGGGGGAUGCUGUUCAGAUGAGGCUAUGGUGUGUGUGAAUGUGGCCAAACACACCACCAUAAUUCAGUUACAGCAGUAUGCCACAGAUUCGGAGGGGAAUAUGGCCGAGAGCAUUAUCGAGCUGCCGUUUGUUGAACACAGCCAGUGUCAGUGCAGGUUCAGAGACUAGUUCUGAUGAAACAGCUUAUCUACAUGCAAGUUUUUCAGUGUUAUUUAAGGAAUUAUUUAAUAUUUGUAUUAUGACUGUAUAAUUGACAGCAUUAUUGAGACCCCAGAUUAAUAAAUGGAAUAAGCCGAAAAGAUAAUGAAUGAAUGAAUAUUGAGAUUAUGUGUAAACACGGUUUUCUUUGUUUUGUUCUCAUCGGAAGGGUUAUGAUUUUAAAGUGGAUGAUUUUAUGAAAUGUUUUAUCAAUGAUAGUCACAGCUUUUAAGUCCAUGUCCUUUAGUUAAAUUAUUUUUAUGGUAAUACAGUGAACUGUACUGCGUGCAUUUUGGGAAUUAAGGCAAAAGUUGUUUUAUUUGUUAGAAGCUACACACAGUUGAUCACCACAUUUCUCUCAGUCACAAGUUUCAAAGCUAUUAAGAAGAAAACUCUGUUCAGUUAUUAUUAAAUAUGUUCUGCUAACACAAUGAGGAAGGCCAACACAGGUCAAAGACACAACAUCACAUUUUGGUGAUUGCACAAAGUUACAUUUACAUUAAGUGAUUUUAUAUACACUACUUGACAAAAGUCUUGUUGCCUAUCAAAGUU